AUGCUACCGUUCGAAUUCUUGCCUGAUCUUGAUACUGAUUACUAUAAAUGGCUAAAGUGGUUAGUCGCGCCCAUCCUAAUUGCGCAUAUUCUGCCCGCUUUCGUCGCCAUAUUUUUUACCCUUAGUUCCUUAUAUGCAUACGUGUACACUAUUUGGAUCAGAGUUGGGCAAAUAUUUCUGGCAAAACUUUGGAACGCACAAGCUCGUAUUUGGCACGGUUAUGAGGUUGAAGGAAUUGACAACAUUCCGAAAACUGGACCCGCAAUAAUUAUCCAUUAUCAUGGCACUGUACCGAUUGACGUUUAUUAUUUAAUUGCCAAAUGCGUUACAGAUAUUGGCCGGUUGCUAAGUGUUGUCGCGGAUCGGUCAUUGUUCAAAAUUCCUGGAUGGGCCUCCCUUCUCAAAUUUAUUAAAGCCACACCGGGAGGUUUUGAUACGUGUUUGGGAAUUCUAAAUGCAGGCGAUAUCCUCAUAAUUGCACCCGGAGGUGCGUACGAACUCCAAUUUAGCGAUAAUAACUACAAACUAAAGUGGAAAAAUCGGGUUGGAUUUGCGAAAUUAGCAUUAGCAGCGAAAGUUCCAAUUAUUCCCAUGUUUACGAAAAACAUUCGCGAAGCGUAUCGAAAUGUUACGUAUCGCUUUCGACACUGGUUUUAUGCCACGACAAAUCUCACAUUUGUCCCAAUGUAUGGAUUUUUCCCGGUCAAAUUGAAAUGCUAUAUUGGAAAAGCGAUGCCAUACGAUGCAAACAAUACGCCGGAAAUGCUGGCACAAAUGAAUAAGUCAGUCGCCUACCCGGUGAAAGCUAUUCUCUAA
Folsomia candida is the source of this 816-nucleotide messenger RNA. Its product is annotated as transmembrane protein 68. The transcript has 6 exons. The coding region runs from base 1 to 816 and encodes 271 amino acids. The record is from RefSeq and is a predicted model, not a curated record. Gene Ontology annotation, molecular function: acyltransferase activity. Gene Ontology annotation, cellular component: membrane. NCBI's taxonomy places the organism in Eukaryota, Metazoa, Arthropoda, Collembola, Entomobryomorpha, Isotomidae.